AUGGCUCAGGAAACGAUUGCCGACUGUCUUUCGGACGACGAAUUGAAUUACGAAACCGACGGAUAUGUCGGCGAAAGUCAGACCAGAAGUGAGACUAGAGUUUGGGAUCAGUUGUCAGACUAUAACGAAGACAGCGGUGAAUAUGUGCAGCGAUUAUCACCAACGGAUGACCGCCGGUUUUGGGAACCGCACCCAGUGUUGGACCGACCCUUUCAUCCCAAGCUUACAGUAGACAAGUAUCUAUUGGAUCCGCCAAAACGUGUGGCCAAACGACAGCGCAGUCCGUCUCAAGACUCGGAUGACUGGUUCAUAAACGACGGUCCCGUAGAUGACGACUACGAGGCCAUCGCUAAGGCCAGAGGCCUAGGCUGGGAGUCCGACACCGAAGGGCUGACCACCGAUGACGAAGACACUGACGAAAUGGACACCGAUGUCGACGAUGAGACAGUUGUUGACCACAAAUCCGAGUCCGAUAGCACUAGAGAUAAUGAAUGUGAACCCCAAUACGUGUGUCUAUUUUGUGCCCAAUCACAGCGCCUGUACUGCGAGGCAAUGGAUCACAUGAUCAGCCAUUUUCCCGACAUUAGUAACCAAACUGUCGACUAUGGGGUCGAGCGUCGGGUCAGGUCGUGGUGUAAGGAGUUUCUGACCAAACAGUCGGCGCCGGAGUUUAUGAAUGUGAUAACCGACGAGUCUGUGUGGACACCGAUUACGGGUCACUUGUAUUGUCCCGUAUGUGAACGCGUGGCCGACAUGAAGGAUCUGAUGGCUAAACCCUUUGACACUAUCCGUGAGCUUCGGUCGCACUUAUAUAAGCACUCGUGUUGGGCGGCCAUAGAGUGCGGCCUUUGCCACGAAUCGGUGGACAAUACGGCCCGCGAUAUACUCCAGCACUUGAACGCACAGCACAAACACUCGCUACGGGACUCACCCGUAGAGGCCAUACGCCAGUUGCGGAGCGGAGAAGUGCUUAAGAGUUUUGUCGGCGAUUUGAUCGGUAAGACAUCGGCAGUAGAUCUGAACAACAAUUGCGGCAAAGAAUGUGAGCCCAGAAGACAACGGCAGGCAAAACAUGAAUUCAAACAAAUUGUGAUUACGGCCGACAGCGACACACGAGUCGAUGAUAAUGAAGACAUGAAUGGUAUGAACAGUAACGGAUCCGGUGGUGAUAUCAUUGAAGAAAUUCCAAGUGAUAGUUACGCAAACAUUACUAGUUAUCGCUUAACCACAACACCCGCACCCGUACUCUCCCAACCAUUGGGCGCCACCCAUAAGCUGUCCCUCCGAUGCGAUGUCUGUCACAGUCUGUGCGACAAUAGUGUUGAUAUGGAGGCACACUCUGUGGCCACUCAUCCCAACCUUACCAUCACUUAUCAUAUAAUUCACAACUAA
Molecule: messenger RNA, 1392 nt
Organism: Medioppia subpectinata
Lineage: Eukaryota; Metazoa; Arthropoda; Arachnida; Sarcoptiformes; Oppiidae
Source: the annotation of a GenBank genome assembly